AUGCCCGUCGAUCCACAGGACAGGAUACGCACAACAAAGGCCUGUGUUGCCUGCUCCAUCCGCAAGAUCAAGUGCGACGGCCAGAACCCCUGUGCCCACUGCAUCCGCUUCUUCGGCUCAGAGUGCUUCUACACCACCGCGAAGAAGCGCGGGCCCCCGAAAGGCUCCCCCGCGCGGGGAGGCCACAAGAAGCGCGCUCUCAACCAGGCCGCAGCCGCCGCUGCCGCAGCCCAGAACGGCCAGAACGGCACGCCCAACGGCGACGACAAGAAGAAGGAGAAUGGCAGCGGCAACGGGACGCCCGACGAAAAGCCUCCACCACCCGCGCUCCCGGCCCCGGAACCGCGCAUUACGACGCCGCUCGUGCAGUCGACUACGCCCAGUCUCGACAACAAUCUCUUGACCGACCUUGGCAUGCUCUCGAACACGGCGUCGAUGGAGUUUGUGCCUCCGCCAGACGUGUAUCCGCGCGACGUGCCGAGCAUUGCGUUCAAACCGCCGACACCGACAGGGAGCGUGGGUAGCGUCAUGUCCGUGCCUGCGUCGACAAUCGGUGGGCCAUCAAUCGCAGGCGACGUCGGUCUCACUUCCGAGGGGCUCGACGAUCUGCUCCUCGUGUACGAAACGUUCAUCCACCCCUGCUGGCCAAUCGUCUACGUGCCCGCGCUACCGAAUCUGCGCGUACUGCGCACCCAGUCGCCGCUGCUCUUCGACGCGAUCCUCGCCAUUUGCGCCGCUAAUUCAGACCUCGUCCCGGGCCAGCCGUUCAUGUCCCCCGGGAAGUCGCCUGGAUCCGACAGGCCCUUUAGCACAAUCUGCGAGACGCUCACCGAGAGCGUGCGGCAGCGUGUCAUGUGCGCCAUGAUGAAUGGCACGCCAGCGUCGCUCGAGCAGGUCCAGGCGCUAAUCUACGUUGCACUCUCCGACCUCGGCAACGGCAAGAGCUCGCUCGCGUACCAAAUGUCUGGCAUUGCGUGCCGAAUGGCCAUUGACCUCGGCCUCAACACGCAUUUCGCGGACCCCUCGGACAAGAACCGCACCAAGCAGGAGCGCAUCCGCACAAUCUGGGCGUGCUUUAUUCUCGACAAGAUUGUUGCCGCCGUGCAGCAGCGACCGCCGUCUCUGCACCGCAUUGACAUUGACGCUCCCCGCAGUGCCGACGCCAUGGCGUGUCUCAAGUCGCACACGCUGAGCAGCUUCAACGCCUGGGCCGACGUCAUGGCUCUCCUCGAGCAGAUUCUCGACGAGGUCUACCGCCCGUCAACACGCAGGGCGCGCAUGGAUGGCGUUCACGUCGAGGGCUACGAGGACGCGGUGCGGGAUAUUGACGCGCAGCUGAAGCGCUGGCGCGCGAGCUUGCCGGAACACCUGCAGUGGCGUGACGAGGACGAGAACGCGCAUGCCGACGUUGGACUGCACCUCCUCACCUGCCGCGGAUGGUACGAGCUCUGUCUCGUCCUCCUGCACCGCCCGCAAGUCCCCUACCUCGAGUCUGCCGAAAGCCCCUCGGCACCCAACGACCCGUACCGCUCCGCUCUCGUUCAGCCGCCUUACAAGCUCCCGUCGGGCGUGGACGUGUCGCGCGCCGCGGCGACGCAAAUGUGCAAGAUUAUGGAGAGCUACGAGCGCACCUUCCGCAUCCGCAAGUUUGCGUCUUCCUGGGUCUACCUCGUCUUCCAGGCUGCCACUGUUCACGCCGGUCUCGCAUCCGAGGGUGGCGUCGCGGAGACAGUCACGCGCGGUCACCCGCGGCAAGAAUCGCACAGGCGUCUGGAACAGUGCAUUCGCUGGCUCGACCAGAUCAGCAUGCAGUGGGUCAGCGCGAGUCGACACGUCGAGAUUCUGCGCAAGCUCAACGCCGUCGGAAGCCGCACGCGCCCGCCAAGUCCCGCGCCAAUGAUUGGCGGCAACUACGACCUCGCCGAGCUCGGAGGCGAGAUGCUCCCCAGCGGGGCGAGCACGAGUGCAACGACUGGUACGGGGCAGGAGACGCUCAACGACCUCGAUCUCAACGCGUGGAUGCUGCUCUGGGCCGGCAUGCCAACAGCCGGAGACGACAUCAACCUCUGGCAGCAGUGCUUCCCCGACAUGCCCGCGUCAUAG
Messenger RNA from Trichosporon asahii var. asahii CBS 2479, 2103 nucleotides. RefSeq lists its product as uncharacterized. Gene Ontology annotation, biological process: DNA-templated transcription; regulation of DNA-templated transcription. NCBI's taxonomy places the organism in Eukaryota, Fungi, Basidiomycota, Tremellomycetes, Trichosporonales, Trichosporonaceae. The transcript has 2 exons. The record is from RefSeq and is a predicted model, not a curated record. The coding region runs from base 1 to 2103 and encodes 700 amino acids. Gene Ontology annotation, molecular function: DNA binding; DNA-binding transcription factor activity, RNA polymerase II-specific; zinc ion binding.